AACGAAUGAUUGCUCAUAACCGUAUUCCUUUAAAUUUAGUUUCAACUUUGUUUACUUUUCAUUCCCUCAUAUAAUUUCCCGGGAAAUUUUAAAACUAUUCAUGGAAAGGUGCACCUAAUUUUUAAAAGUAUCCUUAUAUUAUAAAAUGUCGUCUAUCAAAGUAAAAUUUGUAUCCAGGAAAAUCAAUAAGGUUCGCUGGGUUCCCAAAAGUACUACUAAAUUCAUUACUGGAUCUUACAAUGAUGAUGACAAUAAUCUUAGUGUGUGGAAGUUCCCAUCCUCUCAAACUGAAAAUGGGGACAUUGAUAAUUGCUUUGAGGAUUUUGAACCUGUGACUGUGUGUACUAAACCUUUUUCUGGAGAUGUCACUGAUUUAAAGGUUUUUUCUGAAGAUUUCAUCUUUGCAUCAUCUUCGAGAGGAUCCAUCUGUGCAUUUAAGCUAUCUGAUGAUCAGCUUGAGACCCUGCACACUUGGGAAAAUGCUCAUUCAUUUUGUGGCGGGACCGCCUCUACUACUGGCAUAUCUGUUAAAGGAGACAACCUUGCAAGCGUCGGAGAAGAUGGAAGAUUGUGCAUUUUUAACAUCAAUACCAAACAAAAUAUCAAGGAAAUUGGUACUGUUUUAUAAUUUUGAAUUCAUGAU
Parasteatoda tepidariorum (common house spider) is the source of this 643-nucleotide messenger RNA. It is a transcript of the gene Nup43, whose product is annotated as nucleoporin 43. Gene Ontology annotation, molecular function: protein binding. NCBI's taxonomy places the organism in Eukaryota, Metazoa, Arthropoda, Arachnida, Araneae, Theridiidae. The record is from RefSeq and is a predicted model, not a curated record. Gene Ontology annotation, cellular component: nuclear pore outer ring.